Messenger RNA from Linum trigynum, 246 nucleotides. The record is from the annotation of a GenBank genome assembly. NCBI's taxonomy places the organism in Eukaryota, Viridiplantae, Streptophyta, Magnoliopsida, Malpighiales, Linaceae.
AUGGUGAUUGUGGAUUGCUACUGCGGAAACAAUGCUAGCGAUGAUGAACAGAAGGCUGCUUCGGGGCUGAUGACGAUGGUGAUUUUGCCUGACAAAGUUGGGAUUUUGGUGGUGAUGUCAAUCGACAACAACGACGAUCGAGGUGGGGGAUUGCUUCCACGAAAGUGUUGCAUGGGUUUACAAUGGAAGGACAAAAGGAGUGAAGGGAACCGGCUGUGCUGCUUUGUGUUUUGUGGCUCAAGAUAG